AGCCACCAGUUGCAGCCGUCGCUCGCGACGACGAGGAAGUCGCAAGCGCGAUAUGUGACAGGAAUUUCGUUUCUAUAUUCUCUGGAAAAAGUGUGGAUUUUUUCGACUAGAAGGUACACGAAAGUGCGUGCAACGUCUUCGCCGGGCAAACAAGCGGGAUAUAAUGCAGCGGCUGAGCAACGCCGACAGCAGGACUAUGUUAAGACCGCUGUUUGCGCAGUGAACUGAAGGAGACCGAGAGAGAGAGAGAGAGAGAGAGAGAGAGAGAGAGAGAGAGAGAGAGAGAGAGAGAGAGAGAGAGGUAUACAGCGAGAAAGAAGAGUCGCUGCUGAUUGAAAGUCGAUUUUGGCGCGGCGUUUAUUUUGAGGACGGGACGCUGUGAGAUGGAGGAAGAAGAGCGCGCCAACGACGAGGCGUCCGGAGCGGACGACGGCAGCGGGGACAAGGAGCUGGAGGAGCUCCGGGACAGGUAUGAGGGCAAGCUGACGGCCUCGCUCUAUACAGGCGUCCUUACGGUCACCGUCAUCGCCACUCUCCCAGCCAUCGUCUGUCUCCUCUGCCUCUACGAUGCCGAGAGCCUAAAAAGAGUGAUACUCCCUCUAGCGACUCUCGUGAUAAUGUUGGUCGUCGCCGGCUCUCUAUUAAUCGUCGCCCAGUUUCCGACCAGUCUGAGCUCGCGUCGAACCCGAAUCUUACUGGGCCUACUUGCGAGCUGUUUGCUAGGACUAGGCUGCCUGGCCCUUGGAGCACCCGUUCCCGCAUUCGUGGCCGUACUCGCAGUUGUGGCUACACUACCGAGGGUCAGAAGGCACAGGCCUUCGCUAGUUGGGUUCUGUCUCGCAGCACUGUACUUUAUCAAGCGGAUCGUAGUCUAUACGAUGGUUUACGACGAACAGUUGAAGGUGUAUGAGGUGGAGAGCGACGUGUUCUUCGUACUGACAGCCCUGAUCGCAGGCCUGUACUACCGGGUUCUAACCUCGCGCGCCCACCGACAAACUUUUGCCAGCACAAAGACGAUAAUCGAGUCGCGAAUCAAGCUCGAGUGCGAGCGCGAGCAGCAGGAGCAGCUGUUGCUCAGCGUCAUUCCUGCCUACAUCGCCGCCGAGGUCAAGCGCAGUAUUAUGCUGAAAAUGGCUGACGCAUGUCAGGAGGUCAGUAAACAUAAGCAAACAAGAUUUCACGAAAUGUACGUGCAACGUCACAACAACGUGAGUAUUCUCUAUGCGGACAUAGUAAACUUCACGCCACUGUCGGAGCAGCUGUCUGCAUCGGAUCUGGUCAAGACGCUCAACGAGCUCUUCGGACGCUUCGACCAAAUUGCCCAGGACAAUCAAUGCAUGAGGAUAAAGAUCCUCGGUGAUUGUUACUACUGCGUCUCGGGACUUCCUGUGUCGCGCCCAAAUCACGCCUACAAUUGCGUCAACAUGGGACUGCAGAUGAUUGAAGCUAUUCGAUUCGUGCGCGAGGCUACGGGCUUCAACGUCGACAUGAGAAUCGGCAUCCACACCGGAAACGUCUUGUGUGGAGUGCUCGGACUACGGAAAUGGCAAUUCGACGUCUGGAGCGACGAUGUCACUCUCGCUAAUCACAUGGAGAGUGGUGGUCUGCCCGGAAAAGUUCACGUGACGAAAGCAACGCUACUGCAGCUCGGCGAUCGUUUCGAAGUGGAGCCCGGAAACGGAGGUUCACGCGAAGCGUACUUGGCAGAGCACAAAGUUGAAACUUUCCUCAUCAUUCCUCCUAAGAAAAACAAGGAAGACGGCGAACUAGAGAACGGCAAGCUAAACCGAGGUCCCGGUCCAAUACCCUCCAGAUCAAGGCCGAGCAGCAAAAUGACAAAGUACGUGGAAUGCUGGGGCGCCGACAAACCCUUCGCCAACAUCGCUGAAGCUACUCUUGCCAAGAACAUUGGCCUAACCAGUAUAGCGAUGAUCGAGUCUAACCUGCUGAAUAACAACUCCACGUGCUUCGAUGUUAAACAAUGGUGUGGACGACGCGAGGGUAUGUCGAGUCUGACUUACUGGUUCAAGGACACAGGCCAGGAGCAUCAGUAUCGUGAACAAAGGGAUGAACAAUAUCCUUGGUAUGUCCUCGUCUCAACUCUCCUCUACCUGAUCAUGUUCUUCGUGCAGACGGUCUAUAUGCCCGGGAAUAUAACCAUCUACGGCUGCUUUGGUGCAGGUCUGCUCUGUCUGUCAAUGCUGUCAGCGAUCUCGUGGCUGGCGAGCCGAAACGGCAAAGGACGCUCAUCGAACGACAGCCACAUCGUCAGCAGUAGCAGCAUCGGUGAAGAACGAGUCCUACUCAGCCGCGGUAUCCGGAUAUCAGUCUACCUAAUCACGGCUGUGCUCGCGGUUGCCUCAUCCGUUGUCAGUCUCGUAGACGUCAAUCCUAAUUGGGAAAAGAGCAUGGCACCGAUGUACGUAGAGUGUGCGGCUAUCGCUCUAAUUGUAGCUUGGACGCAUCUGAGGGUAGGAUCACUGCUUAAGCUCUCAGUAAUGAUCAUCUCGAUUCUCACGCUUCUCGGCAUAUUUUCACAGUGCCAGGUUAUCCAGGAUUACUACUAUGAUCCUAGAAACGAAUUUUUCAAAGUACACUACCUAGUCCAAAUCGGUUUUCUGUUAGCUUUGGUCGGUUUAGUUCUACAUGUGCUCGACCGCAGAAUCGAAUACACGUCGCGUACAGAUUUUCUUUGGAAAAACAAGCUGAAAGUUGAACAGGACGAAGUAGAAACAAUGAGAGGCAUAAAUAAGAUUCUCCUUGAAAAUAUUCUACCGGCUCAUGUUGCCGGACAUUUCUUAGCGACCAGAGAAAACCAGGAUCUGUACCACGAAAGCUACAACAGUAUCGCCGUAAUGUUCGCCUCGAUUCCAAAUUACAAGGAGUUCUACGACGAAACUGACAUUAACAAGCAGGGACUCGAGUGCCUGCGGCUACUCAACGAGAUAAUCUGCGACUUUGACAAAUUACUGCUGAAACCCAAAUACUCCAGUAUCGAAAAGAUCAAGACCAUUGGUAGUACUUAUAUGCUUGCUUGCGGUCUGAGUCCAGGAAAAGAAGACGGUGACGGACUAAUCGAUCUUACCAAACAACGAGAACACAAUGUCAUAGUACUGGUUGAAUUUGCCAUUUCUCUUACGACCUUGCUGGAUCAAAUCAACCGAGAAUCCUUUCAGCGAUUUAAAUUAAGAAUAGGACUUAAUCACGGACCCGUGAUCGCGGGAGUAGUCGGCGCGCAGAAGCCUCAGUACGAUAUCUGGGGCAACACGGUAAACGUGGCCUCGCGCAUGGACAGUUGCGGCGAAAUGGGUAAGAUCCAGGUGACCGAGGAUACUGCUAAAAUUCUCAGGAACGCCGGCUAUGAGCUCAUCUGUCGAGGGCCCACCUAUGUCAAAGGCAAAGGUACUCUCACCACCUACUUUGUCAAGACUCCUUUCGACAACAAGGAAGACAAUUACUAGGCCACAUUCGAUUUGUUUAGGGGAUUUCCUUAUCUUAUGGGGGAAAAAACAAAGCAUUUUUGUUGGAGGUAGCUUCUGGCUUGAUGCAUUUAAAUGUAAGGACAGAUUUUGUAAAAUUAAUAAAUUUCUCAUAUUCUUUGGUAUAAUAGUUAUCUAGAGUUUUUUUUAGGAUUUAAUUAGAAAAAGUCAGUUAUUUUUGCAAGUUAUAGCAAAAGUAACCAUUCACUUAUAAACAGUAAUAGUUUAAAUUUGAUCCAAUGCAAGACAACGAAUCAAAAACAUAUGCAUAUUAUUAAUGGCCUAAUCUGUAAAUUUUCGAAUAAGACACACAGGUCGUGUUAUCGUAACUAAAAUGUCUAAAAAAGAACUAUGUAAAUUAAAAAUCAUGUACUAUAUGUGUAUAAUUACAGUACAAUCAUGAGAACCGUAAAGAUAGUUUGGUGUAUAGGCAUAUAUGUAAAGUAUAAAUUGAUUUCUCAUACCGAUAUAUAAGAUACAUCACCAGUUUUUAAUCAAAAAGAUGUCCUUGUUUUGCUCCAACAGAUUGACUCAUUAACAUUUGAUAAUGUAAAAUAGAUAUACCUGAAUAAUAGUUUGUUAUAGGCAUAAAAAUGUACACACAAAAUAAUAUUGAAUAUGACAGUUAUAUCUUAAACUAAGUAUUUUCCUAUUAAUGAUAUAAUAAAUUGACGACAUUUGUAAUUUAAAACCUUUUUACCUUAGUUCUCGACCUUGAAGAUGCAUACUUUUAUAAAUAUUAUUUCUAUUGUAAAACAAUUUUGAGGGUUUAUGAAACGUCAUUCUAUAUCAUCAAACAUAAUAUACAAUAGUCUUAGCAAAUACUUUCAUAAUCUUUUUACACUCAUUAUAUUUGAAUAUUGAAAAUGCUUGUUCAUUUAUCAAUGUGAUUCUGUGAAACUCUUAUCAAUAUUUACUAAAAGCGAUAAAAUUAAAUAUUACAUUUCGUUUGUUAACCAUAGAAAAAUAUUUCCGUUCAAAGUUUAUGAUAUUUAGGUUCUAAAGCAUAAAAAGCAUAGCUGUUUAGUUUAAAAUUGUCUAACUUUUAUAUACAGAUGAAAAUACCACAUGCUAUUUUCGUGGAUUAAAAAUCUGAUAGUUUCAAGCUGCAUUACAAGUGAUACAUUUUUUUUAAGAUAUAAAGUUUUUGUAUGUUAUAAAUCGAGCAGUGGCGUUCACUUAUUUACAAAAACUUUAUAAGAAUAGUCAAAACUAUAAUAAUACUCUCAAAAGAAUUUACUAGUCUUACAUUAUACUGUAAUCUGUAUCAAAAUAGUGUAACGUCAUGCAAAACCAAUGACAAACACUACUGCUGAAUUGUACUAAUAACAUCAAACUUUGAUCUUAUAUAGUAUCGGUGUAAUAAAAUCAAAAAAUUUCAUUUGUUAAGCUUACAAACAAUACGAUCGCAAAAGUUUAUAAAAACGACUAGUCUACUUUGAAAAAACUGAAUAAAGUCAUAAUUUAUUUUUUA
This is a messenger RNA of Nasonia vitripennis (jewel wasp), 4953 nucleotides long. RefSeq names its product adenylate cyclase type 2 (gene Adcy2). Gene Ontology annotation, cellular component: plasma membrane. The transcript is spliced from 20 exons. Gene Ontology annotation, biological process: intracellular signal transduction; adenylate cyclase-inhibiting G protein-coupled receptor signaling pathway; adenylate cyclase-activating G protein-coupled receptor signaling pathway. The record is from RefSeq and is a predicted model, not a curated record. Gene Ontology annotation, molecular function: adenylate cyclase activity. The coding region runs from base 384 to 3461 and encodes 1025 amino acids. Lineage: Eukaryota; Metazoa; Arthropoda; Insecta; Hymenoptera; Pteromalidae.